AUGCCCCAGCUCUCCGGGGGAGGCGGCGGCGGCGGGGGGGACCCGGAGCUCUGCGCCACGGACGAGAUGAUCCCCUUCAAGGACGAGGGCGACCCUCAGAAGGAGAAGAUCUUCGCCGAGAUCAGUCACCCCGAAGAGGAGGGCGACUUAGCUGACAUCAAGUCCUCGCUGGUGAACGAGUCCGAAAUCAUCCCUGCCAGCAACGGGCACGAGGUGGCCAGGCAAGCACAGACGGCUCAGGAGUCCUACCACGACAAGGCCAGAGAACACCCUGAUGACGGAAAGCAUCCAGAUGGAGGCCUCUAUGGCAAGGGACCCUCCUACUCGAGUUACUCUGGUUACAUAAUGAUGCCAAACAUGAACAACGACCCAUACAUGUCCAAUGGAUCUCUGUCUCCACCCAUCCCGAGAACAUCCAACAAAGUGCCGGUGGUGCAGCCUUCCCACGCGGUCCAUCCUCUCACGCCCCUCAUCACCUACAGCGACGAGCACUUUUCUCCAGGAUCACACCCGUCUCACAUCCCGUCAGAUGUCAACUCCAAGCAAGGCAUGUCCAGGCAUCCUCCAGCUCCCGACAUCCCCGCCUUCUACCCCCUGUCUCCGGGUGGCGUUGGACAGAUCACCCCGCCUCUUGGCUGGUUCUCCCAUCAUAUGAUUCCUGGUCCUCCUGGUCCCCACACAACUGGCAUCCCUCACCCAGCUAUCGUAACACCUCAGGUCAAGCAGGAGCACCCCCACGCUGACGGCGACCUGAUGCACGUGAAGCCUCAGCACGAACAGAGGAAGGAGCAGGAGCCAAAAAGACCUCACAUUAAGAAGCCUCUGAAUGCUUUUAUGUUAUACAUGAAAGAGAUGAGAGCGAACGUCGUAGCCGAGUGUACUCUAAAGGAGAGCGCAGCUAUCAACCAGAUCUUAGGCAGAAGGUGGCAUGCCCUCUCGCGAGAAGAGCAGGCCAAAUACUAUGAACUAGCCCGGAAGGAGAGACAGCUCCACAUGCAGCUCUACCCAGGCUGGUCCGCGCGGGACAAUUACGGCAAGAAAAAGAAGAGGAAGAGAGAGAAACUGCAGGAAUCCACGUCAGGUGGAAAACGAAGCUCAUUCCCGACGUGCAAAGCCAAGGCAGCGACCCCGGGACCUCUGCUGGAGAUGGAAGCUUGCUGAAACCCAAAGGAACACUGACACCAGCUCUGCCCUGAGGUCACCGCUACGGACGCUGGUCCACAAAGACAAUCACUGCCCAACCCCCCUUCCGUCUACUGCAAGAGCCGAGUUCCAAACUACAGCAUAAAAAGGGUUUUCAAAAGGAAAUUAAAAGCCCCUGAGAACGCUAGCAGACCCCGGGUCAGCUGUGCAGCUUUGGUCCCCUCAUCUCUGUGUGCACUUCCCAGAGCCUCCCGCAUCCACCACCUUCCGGCAAGGACAGUGACUCGGCCGCGCUCGCCCGCCACGCGCCACCGGAGCCAGCACCCCAGCGGAGGAGUUCCCUCUGUCUUCAUUUUUCUUUCUUCCUUUCUCUUAAAGCUUUUAUUUAACAGUGCAAAGGAUCAAUCUUAC
Propithecus coquereli (Coquerel's sifaka) is the source of this 1554-nucleotide messenger RNA. RefSeq names its product lymphoid enhancer-binding factor 1 (gene LEF1). NCBI's taxonomy places the organism in Eukaryota, Metazoa, Chordata, Mammalia, Primates, Indriidae. The coding region runs from base 1 to 1161 and encodes 386 amino acids. The transcript is spliced from 10 exons. The record is from RefSeq and is a predicted model, not a curated record. Gene Ontology annotation, biological process: regulation of transcription by RNA polymerase II; canonical Wnt signaling pathway. Gene Ontology annotation, cellular component: beta-catenin-TCF complex. Gene Ontology annotation, molecular function: RNA polymerase II cis-regulatory region sequence-specific DNA binding; DNA-binding transcription factor activity, RNA polymerase II-specific.